Psilocybe cubensis is the source of this 1020-nucleotide messenger RNA. RefSeq lists its product as uncharacterized. The transcript is spliced from 6 exons. Lineage: Eukaryota; Fungi; Basidiomycota; Agaricomycetes; Agaricales; Agrocybaceae. The coding region runs from base 1 to 1020 and encodes 339 amino acids. The record is from RefSeq and is a predicted model, not a curated record.
AUGCCUCAUCUCAAAGUCCAGACCGCCACCGGAAACGUUCUUUUCAACUAUGUCAUCUCGACCCCGGAUUCUGAGAACGCACAAAAUAUAGACCCCUCUCUCCCAACAAUCCUCUUCUUACACCCCGUAUAUGUCUCCGCAGUCAUGUUCCAUAAUCAAUUUGCGAGUCCUCGGCUGAGACGCUUUAACUUGGUGGGAGUUGACGCUCGAUGUCAUGGAAACACUGUUGGACCAGUUCCACCCACCGCCAGACGGGCAGAGGUAGCAGAGGACGUCUCAAAAUUUAUUGAAGCAUUGAAAUUACCACGGUGUCAUAUAGUAGGCGUGUCCAUGGGCGCUUGUGUGGCCUUGCAAAUGGCAGUUGCACAUCCCGAACAGGUUCUGUCUACUUUCAUGAUUUCUCCGCUCCCAUUGGUGGAGCCUGACGAUGUCGCCUCUGGGCGUCAAGAAAUAUAUGAUUGUUGGGUUGCAGGUCGUAAGAACGACAACCCCGACGAGGAUGCUAUGCUUGACGCCGUCCUCGGUGCAGUUCAGCUGGGCUUCAACCAAAGCAACGAAAGUAUCGUCUCCGCACUUGUUCAAUAUACCUUACCCCAGGCGAUAAAAAACUGGUCCCCAGAAAAUUUUGGUGCCUUUCACACCGUGUCCGUCGACUUCUUUGUUGACCGAAAACCACACGAUCUUGCUCAGUUGCGUCAAAUCGAGUGCCCUGUCCAUUUGGUGCAUUGCGGCGGUGAUGUUGCAUACCCUCUCCACUAUGUCGAGGAACUUCGAAGCCGCCUUGCCUCAGCAGGCUUACAACCCAGACUCUCGCAGGUGAAGGACGCUCCUCACUUUGGGAACGUAACACAUUCGGAAGAAAUCAAUGACCUUCUCCACGACUGGGUCAUGGAACAUUCAGAUGGCCCUAUACCCCGCGCCAAAUCCUUUGUCAAAUCUCCGUUUGCAGACGAGUUGGCCAAGUGCGGGCUUCGGCAAAAUGGAGAAUCUGAUUCUGAAGACGACCUUGUACCCCUAUGA